AUGACUGAAAAUAAUGAUGUACCUGACCGACAAAAAGAUCAACUUCAAGAAGUUUCAUUAAAUAAGGAUAUAGAAUUAGCGAUAUCUCCAAUUGUUCCAUUAAACUAUUCAAAGAAUUUGCAAAUUGGUGAUACAAAAUUGUUAGUUGUUGACAAAGAGGAUGAUAUUAUAAGCGGAGAAGCUCCUAGUUGUUGUGUGCUCGGUAGUCCUAAACAUGUAGCAGCAUUGAAAGCAAAAAUUGAAGAAUUGAAAUCAAAUUCCGAACAAUUGGAGCGAGAACGCAGAGAAGCUUUAUCACGUUCCGAUUCCGUAUCAAAACAACUUGAUCGACUUGUAAAAGAAUUAUCACAAUUAGGUCAUGACAAUAAUCACAAAAAUAAUGAACAAACAAUUCAUGCUACAGUUCAUACAUUUGGCUCAUUACAAAAGCUUGAAAUAAUAGCAGAUGAUGAAGAUUCAGCUGAAGAAUAUCAUAAACAUGAUAGAUUAAUGAGAAAACCAAGAGUAAGACAAUAUUGGCAUGCUGGCACUUUACAUAGAGAAGCUGAAGAAAGAAAAGUGAAUUUUAAAGAAUUAUUUUGGGAUUUGAUCUUCGUAGCCGUAAUUGGAAAUUUAGGUCACGUUUUAGUCGAAGAUGUUACUCUCGUUAAUAUUGAGAGAUUUAUUUUAACAUUUUAUCCUAUUUGGAGAGUAUGGAUUGAUAUGACUCAUUAUUUGAAUAUGUAUAGUUCAGAUGAUUUACUCGAGAAAUUUAUCGUGUUUUUUGAAAUGGUACUUGUAAUUACUAUGGGAACACACGCGUCAGAUAUAUUCGAUGAAACCGCAUAUAUUUAUCUCAUUUCUUUCGUAAUUGCACGAAUGACAUUCAUGUUAUUGAAUUUGUUACAUGCGACAUGGAUUCCGUUAUUUCGUAUACCGUUUAUAAAUACUUCAUGGGGAAUCUUCAUUCCAUGUAUGCUUUGGAUUGUAGCCAUAUUCGUUCCUAGAAAUAGAGUUAUGGCAGUAAUGUGGAUUGCACUCGUAUUUGAGAAUCUAUGGACUGGUGGCAUUCUAUUGAUUAAUCGAUAUGGAAGUGAGAUUUUUAAUCGAAAUAAGACUACACGAGAAGAAUUUGAAACAGUUGAUGAUUCUACACUUACUUUGGAGAAUACUUUGGUUAAUGAUUCCUCACCCACCCUUACCUCACCUACCUCUACCUCACCUACUUCAACUUCUCCAAAAAAGCAUGCGCCACAUAAAGCAAUGAAAACUCGUGGUACUGAAUAUCAAUGGAAAUGGAAGGAUUUAUUUUCACUAUUCAGAAUUUCAGAAUACAGACCUGCAUUAAAUAUUGAACAUUAUAGUGAAAGAUUAGGAUUAUUUACUAUUAUAGCUUUAGGUGAAGGGAUUUUAGGAAUAUUGUAUACUAGUUUCAAUCCGUCGCCUGAUGGCCAACUCGCCAAGGCAAUAUUAGGAUUAUUAACUGCGUAUAACUUGCAUUGGAUAUAUUUCGAUGUGGAUGCUAGUAGACAAUUCCAGCAUGCUUUAAGAAGACAUACUUUUACUGGUAUAUUAUUUGGAUUGAUACAUUUUCCGAUGAAUAUGGCGUUGAUUGCAUUUGGAACUUCAUUAGGUAGAAUGGUACAACUUCGUGAUUUUCCAGGUUCUCAACAUAUACCGGUAGAAGACAAUGACCUUCAUUUAGAAUCAAGAGCAGUUCCUGAACAUGCGGAUGAUGCAGUAUUUCCUUCAUCAUUAUCUUGGUUAUACUGCAUUUCUUUAGCGAUUUCAUUAUAUUGUAUGGCUUUUAUUGGAAUGUUACACAAAGGAUUAGAUAAUGCUGAUUAUCUAAGAAUUCGAAAGUCUUAUCGAAUUUUAUUAAGGUUCAUAAUUGGAACAAUUUACUUAUUAUUACCAUUAAGUAAAAUUAAUUCAUUAAAUUUGAUCAUUAUAACGUCAAUGCUUUCAUUACUGUUGGUUAUUGUAGAAAUUUAUGGAAGAUUAAGAAAAGGUUUACCAUUAUUUGGUAAUUGUGAUGAUGAUGUUUUAGAUGCUCAUAAUAAGAGAUAUAUUAGAUGGAGAUGGGGGAAUAAAAACUCAAACAAAAGAACCUGGAGUAAUGGAGUUUUAAAAAAAACCGUCAUAACCAAUUUCAACAGCGAAAUUCCAAUAUUAUCAAGAUACUCGAUACAUAGUAGAGUAUUUACAUGGGAUAAUAAAUGGUUUUAUUUAAUAAGUUAUUUUAGACUUCAUAGCACAAACGAAAUUGCUUCAAUAGCAUUAUCAAAGGUUAUAUUUAAAGUAUCUAGUGGUAAAACGAUUAAAUCUGAAGUAAUGUUUGAAACUUCCGGAUAUUUUAAGAAUGAGAGCAUAGAGGAAAAAGAAGAGAGGGAGAAUAAAAGACAAAUUAGGUUGAAACUUGUUGAACAAAUAUUCCCAUUUGAGUUUUCUGAUGGAACUUGUGCAAGAGAUUUCUUGAAUGAAAUAAAAGCAAAGAGAAACAAUAAUGUACAAGCAAAAUUAUAG
Molecule: messenger RNA, 2505 nt
Organism: Funneliformis geosporum
Lineage: Eukaryota; Fungi; Glomeromycota; Glomeromycetes; Glomerales; Glomeraceae
Source: the annotation of a GenBank genome assembly